ACGCUCCGCAGCGGUCCCGCAUUCGUUAGCGAACCGUUGAGUGAAGCGGAAGCCCUCGCAACGCGUCCGAGGGCCCUUUUUUCCCCUCUCGAGUUGGGUUGUUGUUUUUUUUUCUAACCGGGUCGUCAGAAUUGUUCAGUGUUUGUGUCUGUGGCGCGUGUGAUGAUUUUUUUGUGUUGCCCUCUCACCACACAACCGCAAGGCCGUAGUUGAGGGAAGCCUCUUGAAAGCUUUGCAAGCUAAGCUAAUUAAACGAGACAGUGGCGUAGAGCAUUGUGUACAAACAGCUGUAACAGGUUGUUCUCUUUCGUGGAGUGUGUGUGUGUGUGUGUGUGUCUGUGGUGCUACUAACGAUUUUGUAGUAAAUUUCAAUUAUUUUACAAACCUAAAACGAUCGAAACGUAGAUCGAACCACGUAGUGGCCACCACUAUCGCCUAAGGUCUUGCACCCGGAACUGUGAUAAGCGGCGUACAACGACCGCGGACGGCAGGGUGGGGUUGGAAGUAGCUGACCUGACCCGUUGCAAGUAAACCAUGUGCUUAGUACCGUGCCAUUGACACAGAGAACGAUCUUUGUCGGGUUUAAGUACAACACCUCUCUUGCUCGCGUGUGUGUGCGUCGGAAUUUCUCGUAUGAUCUAAGAAAGCGUAAAACGCUACUACGACUACUACCUCUCUAUAGUGUGUUGAAUUUGGUUCCGAUCCGAUCCCCGAUCAAGGGCUGCAGAGCGGUGACGAAACGGGAGCGCGCGACCGCGUACUUGAUUGUUCUUAUCACCCUGUUGCUGCUGCUGCACCCCGCUAAAUCUACCGUGACCCCGUGCGGUUUAUGACGGAUUAAAAAGCCCACUCACGCUGGAAGUAGCGCCCUGUACGGUUGGUACAUGUGUUUGUGUGCUCGUGUCCCCGGCUACGGUAAUCCCGGCCAGUCGUUUGCCCUGGAUGCGCCCUGAUACCCGGCCUGGUUGGUGUGCGCAAACCGAGCGAACGAGCUCAGUAUGAUGCUGAUUACGGCAUUUGCCGGUUGUGUCGGUGUAGUGUAAUUAGUGUGUGAUAGUGGCAGCUCCAUCCGCCGGCUCGUCGAGAGGAUCGUUCGUCACUUGCGCCAGUCCGCGCAACGCAACGUGUCGCACGGGAAAGUUAGUUUAGCGCAAAACCGUUGAGCGGAUAGAACACAGAGGCACAGAGACGGCCAGCUACGAUCGCAACGUGCGUGAACGUCACCGGUUAGAUAUCGUCUAUAGUACACGUGAGAAGUGCGCGUGUUUUUGUUCACCGGUGUAAUUCUGUGCUUUUAACGAUUAACGAUCGCAACGCCACCACCAUCAUCAUCAUCAUGAUCGGGAUUAAAUACCUCAACGAUGCCCACCUCAAGGGGUUCGAAAAGUACAAGUACAACUGCGUCGAUACUAGUAUUCUUAGUGUGUAUGUUAUGCACCCGUUCUGGAACAAGGUGGUCCUGUUUUGUCCCCGGUGGAUAGCGCCCAAUCUACUCACCUUCACCGGCUUUCUGCUGACCGUGGUAAACUUCUUCUUGAUCGCGUACUACGAUUACGACUUCCGCGCGGCCACAGAAACUCCCAUACCCAUACCGGACUGGGUAUGGAUACUGGCGGCAAUCAAUCUUUUCGUAGCUUACACUUUAGACGGUAUCGAUGGCAAACAGGCACGCAGAACCGGAACCAGCGGACCGCUGGGCGAACUGUUCGACCAUGGUCUCGAUUCCUACUCGGCCGUCCUCAUACCGAUCUACAUGUUUACGAUAUUCGGUGCAGCCGAUCUGCCCCCAGUACGCAUGUUCUUCAUUACACUGAACGUGUUCAUGAACUUUUACCUGCCGCAUGUGGAGAAGUACCUUACCGGUGUAAUGUUCCUGCCCUGGGGCUACGAUUUUGUUAUGUGGGGCGUUUCGAUCACGCUAGCGAUCACCGGUAUUUUUGGUGCUGAGUUUUGGCAGAUCCCGGUGUUCGGCAUGAAACCGUGCCACAUCUUCGAGCUGACACUGUACAUUUCAGCCGUCAUUACUAGUCAUCCUAUUAUUAUAUAUAAUGUAUACAAAUCUUAUCGUGACAAAACGGGUAAAAUGCGAUCAUUCAGGGAAGCAAUUCGACCCCUCGUACCGCUCAGCAGCCUGUUCAUACUCUGCACCCUGUGGGUACUGUGCUCCCGCAAUGGUAUUAUCGACAUGGAACCGAGGCUAUACUUUGUAAUGUGUGGCACACUGUUCUCCAACAUUUGUUGUCGGCUCAUUGUAGCACAAAUGUCGGAUACCCGGGCCGAUCUGUGGAACGGGCUGCUUAACUUGCUGUGCGUCGUUACACUCUUCUCCGUCCUGCCGUACCCAUCGCUCGGGCUGCCCGAGCUGAGCAUCGAGAUCGAACGAUACCUGCUGUACGGGCUGACCGUGUGCGUAACGAUCGCGCACCUUCACUACGGUGCCGGGGUGGUGCGCGAAAUGUGCCAUCAUUUCCGGAUUCGCUGCUUCAAAGUAAGAUCGGAUGCAAGUAGUAAGCGUACCGCGACCACCACUAAUAACCUAGACGUUAACCGUAACGGUAGCCAUCCUAACAAGCAUCAUCUUAACCAACGCCAGAGAAAAGCUGAGUAGUAGUGUAGCGCCCUGGUAGUAGUCUGUGGGAGUGCGCCUUAGAGUAGAGAUAACCCUAUAACAAGUUGCCAAUCCAUACCCAAUUUACUACUGUUAUUACUACUACUACAACAACUACUACUACUAUGUGUUUUGCUUCUAAGCAGAUCGUCCCAACAGUGAAGCGCAAUGCAACGAAACUAGCACUGGUGUAGUGUACGUUGUUUGUGGGCAGAACGUCUCCCGUACUGUGGUGUCGCGUCUAGAAAUUCCCAAUGUAUGUAGUGUGGUGUGUUAUCCCAAUGUACACCCGUAGACGAAGGUGGUGUAAAUGUGACUGGUGCUAGUACUAUCAUUGUCUAGUACACAAGAUACCAGUAGUGAUACGAUCACCCGGGUAGGCUGUGUUUUGUCACCGUAUCCCUUUGACUGUUUUUGUUUGAGCUGAUUAACACAUGAUACUCGUUUCGCAUGGCGCUAGAUUUUUUUUUUACUCUUCGAAACAAUCUUGUAAAUUAACUGUACAGAACUAAGCCUAAUGUUGUGUCCUUGUUUUGCUAUUUCCUGUUCAAUUUCCUUUUUGAUGACCUUUGUGCCUGUAUUGCAUUUGAACCCUGUAAAGCUAUGAACGAUCAAACGAAUGAACUAAUAAUUUACUACUUGA
Anopheles merus is the source of this 3251-nucleotide messenger RNA. Its product is annotated as ethanolaminephosphotransferase 1. Gene Ontology annotation, molecular function: ethanolaminephosphotransferase activity. The transcript has 6 exons. Gene Ontology annotation, cellular component: endoplasmic reticulum membrane; Golgi apparatus. NCBI's taxonomy places the organism in Eukaryota, Metazoa, Arthropoda, Insecta, Diptera, Culicidae. Gene Ontology annotation, biological process: phosphatidylethanolamine biosynthetic process. The record is from RefSeq and is a predicted model, not a curated record. The coding region runs from base 1337 to 2608 and encodes 423 amino acids.